GUUGACUGCUGGUCCUGAAAUCAGCUCAGAGCUCGGAUACAAAACCAAGAGCGUCGCUGUUUUAGCGGCUUAGUUCUCCCGCAUCUGUUCCACUACACCUUCUGCUGUGCGCCAGAACAUUUAUCAUUCACUGACUGUGGCACGUUUAGAACUGCAACUUAUUAAAAGCACAGAGACAACUUGGAUAACGCUCUUACUUUUCCCUGCCCACCUUCCUGUCUUGCUGUGACUGGUGUCAAAGGUGAUGGUAUCAUUUUCUAAGAGAGGACUCCUCAGGUGAUGGUCUGUCUUUUUGUAGAUAGUGACCGCUUUUGGAAACGUUCUAGGUUUUCCACUACUAUUAGUUUUUCUGCUGCUACCUUCGCUUUGGCUCAAGCAUGGCUCUAUACUCUGGGUUUGUGGUCGUACUACUUUACGGAUGGAGUUAUAUGUGCGUUGGAUACUGCGCGAUGCUGAAAACGGACAGUUUCCCCGACAGACGAAAGGUGGAUUUUACGCAUUCGGAGGAUAAAGAGCACCCUGCUAAAGACGACCAGGAUCUGCUUUUACAGGAUACAAUGACGGAACACAUGCAGAUGCUUUACGCGAAGUACAACCGUGCUGGAUUUCCAUUCAAGGACGGCAACACUGUCCGCAGUUUCAAAGCGCACUGGGGUACAAUAAACAAGAAGCAGCUGCAGAUUUUUAACCUCACCUCCCUCACCAAGUCAGAAGACGUUCUGUCUGCCACUCUUCAUUAUUACAUUGGAGACCUUCAGAACAGCACCCAGGGCUGCUCCAGGUCCAAAAGCUGUGGACGCCACGGCCCCCGGAGGCACAACCACAUCCACAUGGUCAUCUGGAGUUUUGCUUCUGUAGAUAACAAGAUAAGGACUCUAGGACACUUUCAGAUCAAUGUGUCGACCCUCUACAGGGACUUCAUAUCUUGGCAGUGGAAGGACGUUACUCGUGUGGUCAACCAGGCCAAACACCACGACGAGCUGCUUAUUGGGAUCGAUGUGGCCUCCCAAGGGCCCCAGCAAUGGAAGAAGCUCCUGUCUGACCGCUCACCCUACAUCCUGGUCUACGCCAAUGACUCUGCCAUUUCAGAGCCUGAAAGUGUGGUAGCCACCCUCCAGAGACACCACUCAGUUGGAGGGGAAGGCUCCAUUUCACACAGCUUCCAAAAACUGGGACUGCGUGAGCGAAACAACACUGAACAAGAACAGCCGCAGCCCAGACACAAGCGCUCGGUGAACGUUCUGCUCCCAUUGCAAAACAACGAACUUCCCGGGCACGAGUAUCCGUACAAGACGACCGGUUGGGAUGAGACGAGUCCAUACGAACCUUUUGAAAAUAAGCAGCCUCGUCGGCCACGUAAAAAGACACGCAAGAAUCAGCGGCACAAGAUGCCCCUGCUGCAGUUUGAUGAGCAGACGAUCAAAAAGGCGCGAAAGAAGCAGUGGAACGAGCCCAGGAACUGCGCUCGGAGAUACCUGAAAGUGGACUUUGCUGACAUUGGAUGGAGUGAAUGGAUUAUAUCACCCAAGUCGUUUGAUGCUUACUACUGCUCAGGGUCCUGCCAAUUCCCCAUGCCAAAGGCUCUGAAGCCCUCUAACCAUGCCACCAUCCAGAGCAUAGUGCGGGCGGUGGGCGUCGUACCUGGCAUCCCCGAGCCGUGCUGUGUCCCAGAGAAGAUGUCUUCCCUCAGCAUCCUCUUCUUUGACGAGGACAAGAAUGUGGUGCUGAAAGUCUACCCCAAUAUGACUGUAGAUUCUUGUGCCUGUAGAUAGAUGUUUUUGUCCUUCAAUGCCUGUUCACAAAAAACUCACGUCAUACAGAGAAAGAAAAAAAAAAAGUCAACACAUGCAGCCAAAACUCUCUCCUCCUGUCCCUUAAGUCUUACACUCUUUCACUCACAAACACCCAUUGAACACAACUUCCCUUUUGCACUGGAGGAGAGUACAGCCUGUUGUUCCAGGUGAAGAGAAAACUGGUCAUGGGAAGGAAUGGAUCGUGUGAGUCACCCUCGUGAAAGAUAAUUGGAAUGGAAAGUCAAAUCUCCAUGCUCCGAUUUCACCACCACUGUUUAUCUUUAUGUCUUAAUCAUUGCUGCUCAGUUAUGUUGGGCGAGAGCAGGGUGACUAUGAAUCAUAAACUCACUAUCAAGAUAUACAAAUACUGAUCGAGGCAUAAGAGAGACAAGAAUUGAAGGAAAAAUCACUUUUCAGGAUAAAUGAUCUCAGUUUGAACUGAUGCCUCUGAGGGAGGGGGGAUCAUUCUCAUCUUUCUCUCCUUCAUAGCUUGAAGUUGUCUGUUGUCAUUACCACCAAGUCACCUAUGCUCGCACUUGCAUGGUUUUUGUUACUAUUUGUAUGUAUUUAUGUCUGUACUGUACUAUCACUGUGUUAUUCACUAUAUGAGAAGUUAAUGUAUAAUUAUUGGCUUGGCUGCUAUAGAGAGAUAUAUUAGAUUCCAAAGCCAGAAUUGUGACGUAGACGGUACAGUAGAUAGCCGUACAUAUUUGUGUUUAGAUCACUGCUCCAUUAUUGUACAGUACAAAACCCACAUUUUAAGAGUUUAUUAUAUGAGGAAGUGUAAGCUACUUUUCAUUUGUGGUCUUCAUUAACAGUUGGAAUGGGAAGUUUUGGAGGAGACCCAAAAUACCAUUGUUUCACCAAGAAGAUGUUUUGCAAGUAAACUUCAGAUUUGAUUUGGAAAGAUAAAGCAAUACAGCAUAUCAAAAGAAGAAAGGACUACAUUGAACAAGGACUAUCAGCAUCUGUUUUUGACAAGUGUAAAACCACAAGACUCUAAAAGCCAAUUGAUGUGUGGAAUUUUGAAAGCCUUGUUGGACCUGAUAAGCUCAGAAAGAAAUCUAAUAAGUCGUGGCAGGCAUACAAGUUUAAUACUAAUGGUUUCAAUGGACUGAUAUCAGGCUGAACCUAUUUGUUUUUGGCAUUGUUGAAGUUCCGAACAUGUUGCCAUUACAUUCUGUUUAAAAGUAUGUAUCGUAUUUACAGCAUAGAAUGACAUGUAUUAAGAAAAACUAUUAUAAACUGCCAGAUGCUUCUAGAAAUCUGUUUUAAUCAACUAAGAUAUCAAUAACGUCAGUAUCAAGUAAAUAUACACUGCUGGUCUGGAAUCAGUUUUGGUUUACAUAUCCUAAAGGCUCAUCAUUUUUGUUUUUUUCUGCCAAUUUUCUUUGAAUAAAACUGGAUUUCUUUUAAAGGUUGAGAUGGAUCGAAAACACUAUUGUGUUUUCAUCUCCAAGAAAAAACUGGGAACUAUAGUUGACAGUAAACAGGGUCCUCUGGUUGCAACCCUAGAAAUAAAAUGAGCAGUGCAUUAUGCGCAAGUUCCUCAAAGUAAUUCAAAAUUGUGCUUCUGGGAUUUUAUUAUCCAGUUUUCACCCAGAUUUUCUCAUGAGAUCUUCAAAUUCCCCCUUUAAAAUAAAAACCAAAAAUGGUGAGCACUACAUAUAAUAUAUUGAAUGGUCAGGGAGAUCUGGUCUGUUUUCCUGGGUCACAUAAGCAUUUAAUAUUAGAGAGAAGAGUUUACAUAAAUCAUUAUUACUUUGCGUCAGGUCAACAUUGAACAACAGGCACACCUGGAAGAGCAGUUGACAUGUCGUAACGUUGGCUUGGGUUGUUUAUUAUUGUCAGAGUUCAAAAAACUAAAUAUUUAUUCAGAGCAAAUAGACUGAAAAUAUAGCAGCAAACCUUUUUUCUAUACACUUGUACAUUGUUUUUGUAUAUAGCUCACCAUAUGUUGAUGACAUUCUAAUGUCUCUUUGAGAUAGAAGUGCCUUUUGAAAUGGGUGGACUUCUGCUUUGCAAAAAGGUUUGAUUUGAUUCAUCGCCUGUUCAGAGGGUCUCGGUUGUUCAGAGAACUGAGCUCAGUUUGCAAUGAAGUCAAAGCAAGCAGCUGGGAAUAGUUUUUUUUAAUGGUACAAAAUAGUCUACAGUGAGUGAACAUAGUGCAUUUUCUUUUGAUAAGUAUGGAGAAUUUACUCUAAAAUGUAUUUCAAAUAAUUCACUAUUUUGAUAUUUCAGAGACAUUUGUUUAUUGUCAAUAGCUAAGGGCAGAUUUUUUUAACUUUAUAUAUUUUGUACUGACACCUUUUUCCAGUUUGUGCUUCCUCAUCUUGUGCCAAUACAGAUUGUAUCAGUGCAUGCUGUAGAAUGGAGUGGCUCUCCUCUGGUUGUGCCAGUACAACAUUGCAGACAUGACUAUCGCUGACAAGUCAUUUUUGGGGCCUUUCCUUGUGCUGCAUUCGAGACUGGACCCGUUUCUAAACUUCACUGAUGUCUUUUGGAGUGCAAAAAUCAAAGAGACUUGGAUACAGUACAGUAUAUCAGCAGUUUUUAAGAGCUUACUCCUCUUCACUGUUCAAUCCUAUUUUGUAAAUGUUUUGCUGUAGGUAAAAAAAGAAAUGCUUGUACAAUAAGCUUCAUAAAAUAUAUUUGUAUAUGGAAAUGACCUUUAACAUGCAUCUAUUUAUUUUCUGUAUGUUGCAUAUCUUGUACAGGUGUGGUCUGGGAAAGGGGGACCAAAACUCUGACAUGUCAAUGGUCUUUAUAUCUGUGAUGGACAUUUGUCACUACUAAAGACCCCCCCCCCCCCACC
Molecule: messenger RNA, 4608 nt
Organism: Perca flavescens (yellow perch)
Lineage: Eukaryota; Metazoa; Chordata; Actinopteri; Perciformes; Percidae
Gene: bmp3
Product: bone morphogenetic protein 3
Exons: 3
Coding region: 378-1772 (464 amino acids)
Biological process (GO): osteoblast differentiation
Cellular component (GO): extracellular region
Molecular function (GO): cytokine activity; growth factor activity
Source: RefSeq, a predicted model, not a curated record